AUGCGCUUUCUUAAAACUGAGACUAUGUUCCUUUUCUCCUCUUCCCAUAUAUCUUAUUGCUUAGGGAAUAAAAAGUCACCACUUGUAGCGCUAGUAGCAUCCAUCACUUCAGCAAGUUUUGUCUGUGCUACAUGCUGUUACUUUUUAUGGAGAAGAACGCUCAAGAAAAAAGGGAUUACGAGAAAGAUAAAGUUCAGGGAAAUGUUACUUUCUGAGUCAGCAACUAACUUGUCAAAACCUGGAACUUCCAGUGGAAAGGGAAAAGAAACGAGAAGUGACAUCGAGCUGAAGUUCUUUGAAUUAUAUGACUUGAAAGCUGCGACAGACAAUUUUUCCACUGGCAAUAAACUAGGAGAAGGUGGUUUUGGGCCUGUUUUUAAGGGUCAAUUGCCAGAUUGGAAGCAAAUAGCUCUGAAAAGGCUAUCAACUCAAUCACAGCAAGGUAUUGGUGAAUUCAAAACUGAGGCCCUUCUCAUUGCUAAACUUCAACACAGAAAUCUUGUUAGGUUCCUUGGAUGCUGUGUAGAAGACGAGGAGAAAAUGUUAAUCUAUGAAUAUAUGCCAAACAAAAGUCUAGACUAUUUUAUAUUCGACGAGAGCAGGAAGUCGUUGCUUGACUGGAAAAAGCGGCAUGAAAUCAUUAUUGGAAUAGCUAGAGGGAUACUCUAUCUUCAUCAAGACUCAAGAUUAAGAAUAAUACAUCGUGAUCUGAAAGCCAGCAACAUUCUUUUAGAUGAAGAUAUGAACCCCAAGAUAUCUGAUUUUGGUACUGCUAGAAUAUUUAGUGGAAACCAAAGUGAAGCUAAGACUCUUCGAGUUGUCGGAACAUAUGCCUAUAUGUCACCUGAAUAUGCUCUAGCAGGUCUCUUCUCAGUAAAAUCUGAUGUCUUUAGCUUUGGAGUCAUGUUAUUGGAGGUCAUUAGUGGAAAAAAGAACAGAGCCUCUUAUAAUAGUGAUUCCCCUCCAAAUUUGAUACGACGGGCCAGGGAGCUGUGGACUGAUGGCAAGGCCUUUGAGCUGUGAGAUCCAUCAAUAGUUGAUUCUUGUCCCACUGAGGAAGCACUACGCUUUAUUCAAGUAGGACUAUUGUGUUUGCAAGUCAAUGCGGCGGAGAGACCAACCAUGUCGUCGAUUCUGUUCAUGCUAAGUAAUGAAGCAACAAUGCCCUCCCCGAAGCAGUCAUUGAUUACCCCUAACUCAGACUCGGGUACCACAGAAACAACAACAUCUUCAAUCAACGAGGUGACAAUUACAGCACCUGAUGUUCGUUAAUUGUCUCAUGAGUUUAUGUAUUUCUGUUAUCCGGUGAUCAAAUAUAUCUAGUUGUCACUACUUCCUAAAGUAUAGGUCGAUUCUAUGAUUGAAUGCAUUAAAUUAUAAUAGAAUUCAGUAGACUAGUUGAUCUUA
Molecule: messenger RNA, 1407 nt
Organism: Lycium barbarum (goji berry)
Lineage: Eukaryota; Viridiplantae; Streptophyta; Magnoliopsida; Solanales; Solanaceae
Product: G-type lectin S-receptor-like serine/threonine-protein kinase B120
Exons: 6
Coding region: 1-1023 (340 amino acids)
Biological process (GO): protein phosphorylation
Molecular function (GO): protein kinase activity; ATP binding
Source: RefSeq, a predicted model, not a curated record